AUGGGCGCCCCGCGGGCCGCUCCCGGCUUCCUGCUCCCGCUGCUCCCGCUGCUGCUCCCGCUGCUGCUGGCGGGCGCCGCGGGGCCCGGCCGCGCGCCCUUCUCGCUGCCCCUGCGCGUGUCGCCGCCCGCCGCCCGCGACAUCCUUCAGCGCGCGCUGCCCGCCUGGCGCGGCCCCGCGGCGAGCGCCGGCGCCGGGGCGCUCAUGGCCGGAAAGCCGGCGAGCGGCGGCCGGCGGGAGCCCCCCGGCGAGGCGGGCGGCUUGGCCUUGGCCUCCGAGCCYGCGGCCGCCCUCAACUUUCUCGCCAUGGUGGAGAACCUGCAGGGCGACGCCGGGCGCGGCUACUACCUGGAGAUGCUCAUCGGCACCCCGCCGCAGGCGUUAAAUAUUCUGGUUGACACUGGAAGCAGUAAUUUUGCUGUAGCAGGUGCACCUGAUGCUGAUGUCACCACCUAUUUCAAUCCACAGCUGUCAAGCACAUAUAAGUCUCAAGGAAUUGAUGUCACAGUUAAGUACACUCAAGGAAGCUGGACUGGAAUGCUAGGUACAGAUGUCAUUACAAUCCCGAAAGGAAUCAAUGGCAGCUACACUAUCAACAUUGCUACCAUUCUUGCAUCAGAGAAUUUCUUCUUGCCAGGGGUUAAAUGGCAGGGGAUUCUUGGUCUUGCCUAUGAUGCCUUAGCCAAGCCUUCAGGUUCUGUGGAGACAUUCUUUGAUUCUCUUGUGAGCCAAGCAAAGAUCCCCAAUGUCUUCUCCUUGCAGAUGUGUGGUGCUGGACUGCCUGUUUCUGGAAGUGGUACCAACGGAGGUAGUCUUGUUCUGGGUGGAAUUGAACCAAGUCUGUACACAGGUGAUAUUUGGUAUACACCUAUCAAAGAGGAGUGGUACUAUCAAGUUGAAAUCCUCAAGCUGGAGGUUGGAGGACAGAAUCUCAACUUGGACUGCAGAGAGUAUAAUGCAGAUAAAGCAAUAGUAGACAGUGGUACCACCCUCCUUCGGCUGCCCCAGAAAGUCUUCAGUGCUGUUGUGCAAGCCAUAGUUCGCACGUCCCUGAUACAAGAAUUCUCCUCUGGUUUCUGGACUGGUUCCCAGCUUGCAUGCUGGGAUAAAACUGAAAGACCAUGGUCCUUAUUUCCCAAACUCUCCRUUUACCUGAGGGACGAAAACGCCAGCAGGUCGUUUCGGAUCUCUAUCCUACCACAGCUUUAUAUUCAACCCAUUCUCGGAAUUGGGGAGAAUCUACAGUGCUACCGGUUUGGAAUCUCUUCCUCCACAAAUGCCCUAGUUAUUGGUGCUACCGUCAUGGAAGGCUUCUAUGUAAUAUUUGACAGAGCUCAGAAGAGAGUGGGCUUUGCAGUGAGUCCAUGUGCAGAAGUUGAUGGCUCUCCAGUAUCUGAGAUUGAAGGCCCUUUCACAACCACGGAUGUUGGAAGCAACUGUGUUUCCAGCGYUUCUUUCCAUGAACCAGUGUUGUGGAUUGCCUCCUACGCUCUCAUGAGCUUGUGCGGAAUUAUCCUCCUGGUACUGAUCAUCCUCCUGCUCAUCCCGCCGCGGUGUCAGCACCGCUACACUGACAAUGAUGUGGUCAACGAUGAAUCCUCCUUAGUGCGUCAUCGAUGGAAAUGAGAAACUCGAUCGUGAAACCUGGAACUUAAACACARGGAAGAAUAAAGUACUUUGCCAAGGAGAAGAAGCCAACGCCUCAGUCCUUUCUACGUCCAUUACAGAUUGCUGGUGAAAUCCCUCCAGAUAUCCUGCGUCAUGAUUUUUAAGCUUUAUUUUCUAACACUGAUUCUGAACCAAAGCACUAUUAACCACCUCCUAAGUGCUGUUCUACUGGAUUUGCUACUAUAGUACAAUGAGCCUUUAUGCCCUCAUUAGUACCUUCUCUUUUUUAAAAAAAAAAAGAACAAAACACACACUAUGAUGUUCUUCCACUGUCUGWACAAAAUUAUCUGAACAAAAUUAUGCCUCCUUCUUUCACAAAAAAAGGAGCUGUCAGAAAUUUCUAACUAAUCAAUCCUUGAAUGUAGAAAGAGAAAAAAAAACGUAAUUUUUAAUAAUUUCUUAAUCAUAUUAAAUUAAUAUAGCUUUUUGUUUAUAUGAGUUCAUUUUGAAACUGUGCACAUGCUGCAAGGGAGGGGGAAAGGUCAGAAUUAUUCAACAGAUGGAUGUGAGGUCAAAAAGAAAGUUUUUUUUCC
Molecule: messenger RNA, 2201 nt
Organism: Nothoprocta perdicaria
Lineage: Eukaryota; Metazoa; Chordata; Aves; Tinamiformes; Tinamidae
Gene: BACE2
Product: beta-secretase 2
Exons: 9
Coding region: 1-1626 (541 amino acids)
Biological process (GO): amyloid-beta metabolic process; membrane protein ectodomain proteolysis
Cellular component (GO): endosome; membrane; trans-Golgi network
Molecular function (GO): aspartic-type endopeptidase activity
Source: RefSeq, a predicted model, not a curated record